AUGGCGGACGCGGAUAUUGAAGCAACUCCACAUUUCUGCAACUGCAAAAUUGAUGGAUCGAGGUUGAGGGCACCUAUAAUGACUUCAUGGACAAAUGAUAACCCUGGCCGUAGGUUUUAUGGGUGUCGAAAUUGGAAGUCGAAGAAUUGUGGUUUUUUUGUGUGGCAUGACGAGCCCAUGGGUGAACGAGCAAGAGGUUGUGAUUUUGAUGUCGAAAAAGCUGAGUUGAACUAUGCCCUGCAUAAGAUGAAGAACGUGUGUGAUCAAUGGAGGAAGAAGACUUUCUUGGCUUAUUCAAUGUUGAUCUUCAGUUGGUUAUUGUUUUUUGUAAUUUUCUUUGUCCUUUAG
This is a messenger RNA of Salvia miltiorrhiza (redroot sage), 348 nucleotides long. RefSeq lists its product as uncharacterized. Gene Ontology annotation, molecular function: zinc ion binding. The record is from RefSeq and is a predicted model, not a curated record. The transcript has 2 exons. Bases 1 to 348 code for a protein of 115 amino acids. Lineage: Eukaryota; Viridiplantae; Streptophyta; Magnoliopsida; Lamiales; Lamiaceae.